AAAGGACACGGAGAGGUAAUCUCGAUCUCGAGAAAGAAAGAAAAAAAGAGAAGGCAUGGCCGCGGAAGAAGCGACGGAGUUCUACCUGAGAUACUAUGUCGGUCACAAAGGGAAAUUUGGACACGAGUUCCUGGAGUUCGAGUUUAGAGAGGACGGUAAGCUCCGUUACGCCAAUAACUCUAACUACAAGAACGAUACUAUUAUCCGCAAGGAGGUAUUUCUCACCCCCGCCGUGCUCAAGGAAUGCAAGCGUAUCGUCUCCGAGAGCGAGAUUCUGAAAGAAGACGAUAACAAUUGGCCGGAACCUGACCGUGUUGGAAAGCAAGAGCUCGAGAUCGUCUUGGGUAAUGAGCAUAUCUCAUUCGCUACAUCUAAGAUUGGAUCUCUUGUUGAUUGCCAGAGCAGUAAUGAUCCUGAAGGACUUCGCAUCUUCUACUAUCUUGUUCAGGACUUGAAAUGUCUUGUUUUUUCGCUCAUCUCUCUGCACUUCAAAAUCAAGCCUAUCUAGAGAAGAAAAUCAGUUUGUGACAUGUCAAGACGCGAUGAAUUUGUUGGGAACAUGAGGACUUUGUGACUGAAGUUUGGUUGUUUUUAUGUCUCUGGUUCUCUGUUUUUUUUUUUUGUUGGAUUUGGGUGAAAGUGGGUAUGUAAGAUGUUCUACCUCAACUUUUGGUCCUUUUUUGUGUCAACAUCCCAUGUGAAGAACCUUUCAUGAACCACAACCUAUCUUCUAAAAACCAUAUACUUGCUGUUUUCUUAUCACAAAUCAUUCACUCUCCCUAAUGUACAUCUACAUAUGAUGCAUGUUUCUUUUCCCUCAAGCCAAUUUAAACUAAGGAAUGUGAUCUAUCUAAAAUACAAAGUAUCAAAAACUA
This is a messenger RNA of Arabidopsis thaliana (thale cress), 875 nucleotides long. RefSeq names its product mago nashi family protein (gene MAGO). The coding region runs from base 56 to 508 and encodes 150 amino acids. The transcript is spliced from 3 exons. Gene Ontology annotation, biological process: RNA splicing. Gene Ontology annotation, cellular component: P-body; nuclear speck; nucleus. The record is from RefSeq and is marked reviewed. Lineage: Eukaryota; Viridiplantae; Streptophyta; Magnoliopsida; Brassicales; Brassicaceae.